AAAGGGGCGGGGCUAAAAGGGGGUGUGGCUCUGAGUGUGGGGGCUCAAAAGGUGUGGGUGUGGCACUUUGUGGGCGUGGCUUAAAGUGAGGGGCGUGGUUAUAUAAGUGGGCGCUGGGGGCGGGGCUUAUGUUGGGUGUGGGCGGGGCCAAGUGUGGGUUCGGAAGGGGCGUGGUCAUUGUGAGUAGGCGUGGCUUGUAAUAGGAUUGAGGGCGUGGCUUAUCGCAAAGUGGGCGUGGUUUGGAAGCAAAGGGGGCGUGUCCAUGCUGGAGGAUGACAUCACCCCCUGCCUGGUGGGCGUGGCCACAGCCAGCGGCCUCCCCCUGUUCUGCCGCCCGCCCCGCCCACAGCUGCCGUUCUCAUUGGUCGGGGCCCUGCACGGGGUUCAGCUCUUCGGGGCGGCCGGGGGGCGAGCUUCGGGAGGCGGCCACGCCCACUGCGCACCUGGCCUGGGCCGGCUACGGGAACAGCCUGACCCUGGUCGCUCUCAGCCCCUCCCCCGGCCCCGCUGGCCCCGCCCUCACCCGGAUCCUCCAAUCAGCGCUCGGCACCUUGGUGCUGGUGCUGGGCCAGGAGGAGCUGCUGCCCGUCCGCAACGUGGAGAGGCUGAAACGGGACCUGAGGGGCUGUUUUCCCCUCCUGGAUUCGCUGCUGAAGCCCCGGGGUGGGGGGGGGUGGGGGAUGGGCGGCCCCUGCUGGCCCCUCCCCCCCGGGACCCCCAGGGAGGCGCUGCAGGAGCGGCUGCAGCGCUUCGCGGGCGCGGCCCUGACGGACCUGGGCUGCGUGCUGUGCGGAGGGGGCGUGGCCUGGAUCGGCACCGCCCACUGGGAGGCGUUGCCCGAGGAUGACUCCGCCCACCUGCGCGCGCUGCUGGCGCCGCCCCCCGGGGUGGGCGUGGCCGCGCGGGACGUGCCGGUGUUCCUGCCCAAUAGCAGCCCGAAGGUGUGCGAUAUCCCCGAUGACCAAUGGGAUUCGAGUCCAUCACUUCCGUGGAUCCCUGGGGCACCGAGGGUCGGCGGAGGUUCCGAGGCUGACCUCGAGCUGGGGCACAUGGCGGUGCAAUGGUGGCUGGCGUGCCUUGAGGACGAAGCACUACCAUGCUCAGGGCCCAAUCACAUGGUGAUCCUCUCAGGUCGGACCGGAGUGCGGCAUGUGGUGGUGCCAAAAAUCCUGCAGCAAUUGCUGGUACAGCUGCUCCUUGGGCAGGGGCAGGGGGCCCAGGGGACGAACCCCCAGCGAGAGGGGAUGCUCACCUCGCCCAGCGACCCCCCCGGGCCCCCCGGGGCCCAAAAGCUGGGGGAGAAAGUGAUUAAAAACAGGCAGGGCCUGGGAGGUUUUGGGGAG
Messenger RNA from Camarhynchus parvulus, 1343 nucleotides. RefSeq names its product fuzzy planar cell polarity protein (gene FUZ). Lineage: Eukaryota; Metazoa; Chordata; Aves; Passeriformes; Thraupidae. The transcript is spliced from 8 exons. The record is from RefSeq and is a predicted model, not a curated record. The annotation marks the transcript as partial. Gene Ontology annotation, biological process: non-motile cilium assembly; vesicle-mediated transport.